AUGCAGCCCUUCGAGGUAUGUAGCACCCCGCGGCUGCGGAGACGAGCGAGUGGGCGGGCCUGGCGGCCCGCGGCCGCGGGCUGCGCCGCCGGUGGAGCCGGCGUGGGGCCCCUCGUGGCCAGCUGGCGGGCCUCCCCGGGCGGAGGCGCCGGGCCGCGCCGGGGGCGCCCCGCGGGGGACCUCUCCGUGGCGGGCAUCCGGGAGCUGAUGCGGCGGCGGGCGGACGAGAAGAGGCGCAGCGGCAGGGCCGCCGAGCCGGCCCUGGGGCCCGUCUUCAAGGCCAUCCUCAGGGCGGGCCUCGGCGAGUCGGGCCUGGUCCACAACCUGCAGGUGCAGCAGAGCCUCCGCCACGCGUCGACGGUGUCUGUGCUCCUCUCCGGGGCCUCAGGGAUGUUCGCGUGGUUCUGCGGCACCCCGAGGGCCUGCGGCCUGCUGCGGAGCCUCCUGUUUCGCCGCCAUGGGGGGCACCACGCGCGUCGCGGGUGGCGGCCGCCUCCGCGGUGCUCGGCCUCGUCGGCGCCGGCGGCUGGCUCGUCCUCGCGCUCGCGCUCCACUGGCAGAGCCGGCGCGCCGCGGCCCUGCCGCCGACGCGCGGCGAGGUCCGGGCCGUCGACCCCCUGGAGGAGAGCUGCUGCUCAUGUCGGGGGAGGGGCCGCCGCCCGCCCGCGGCGCCGCCGCGGAGCCCGCGCCGGCCGCCCGCGGGGCCGCGCGCCCGCCCGAGCCGGAGAGCGAGGUGUCCCCGGAGACGGGCAGCGCGUCGGAGGACGAGACCGCCGCGCUGGACUGAGCCAUCGGCGCCUCCGGGCCGAUAGGCCAAACAUCGAAGAGGAGGAAGGACAAGAGAAGUAAACAACAAUACAGCGCACAUUUGUCCCACCCAUCCUGUGGUGCUGGCUCGUCGGUUUGAAGAGACGGCGCCCCGCGCCCUUCCUCUUCUUCUCCUCUCAUCCUCUCUUCCCGUCUGCCUUCUCAGAAGGCGGCCUUCCCCGCGCCGCCCUCGUCGCGCGCGCCGCGAAGCAGUGAGCUCCCGAGCCGAUCGUUUUAGCAGUUGCCGCGGCAGUUCCGUGACGACAGUCAACAGCCAAAGGGUGCGCCAGAAAAAAAAAACAUCGGCAUCCACAGGCGGGGCUGGACGUGGACUCGGCGGGAGAAUUCGGAGGCUCGACGGGGCAAUGCUCCCGGAUCUUUUAAAUAGGCGAGCCCGGCUGCGCUUCCAGCGACUGCCUGCGCCCCGCGCGCUCCAAGAGACAGCGCCGCCUUCUCCGCCAAGGCGGUUUGUGGCCGGGUUCGCGGUCGGCGGCGACUGGCCCGAUUUCACAAGAACCAAA
Messenger RNA from Prorocentrum cordatum, 1328 nucleotides. The record is from the annotation of a GenBank genome assembly. NCBI's taxonomy places the organism in Eukaryota, Dinophyceae, Prorocentrales, Prorocentraceae.